GCUCGAAAGAGGAGAAAGCAAACAAUUUUCAGGCCCGCCGCGUCUCGCAAAAAAUAUGAGAAAAAAAUUAUAAAAAAUUCGGAAAAUAGUUGAAAGUGAAGAAAAACUCAACAGAAAGGAUGUUAAAGCGCCCGGGACCCCUGCGUCCAGGCAGUGUUGAGCAAAUAAAACUGGAUAGAAUAAUCACAUCAGUACUAGUCUGGCGCUGUGCCCCUGUCCAUGUAGCUGGUCAGCCUUAGGGUGCCAUGGCCACAGGAACCCAGGGCCACCGUGACCAAGUCCUGGAGAAAGCCAAGCUUGCACCACCUCUGGGGAGGCGCAGGAGAGCAGAAGGGAAGCCGAAGAAGAAUUUCCCUUGUCAGGAGUGUCAGAAAGCUUUCAACAGUCUGGAGAAGUUGAAGGUGCACUCAUACUCUCACACAGGAGAAAGACCCUACUGCUGCUCCCACCCUGACUGCACCAAGGCUUUCGUCUCCAAAUACAAGCUGCUACGGCAUAUGGCAACUCAUUCGCCAGAAAAAAACCACAAGUGUACAUACUGUGAGAAAAUGUUCCACCGUAAGGAUCACUUAAAGAAUCACCUACAUACUCAUGACCCACACAAGGAGGCAUUCACUUGUCAAGAGUGUGGCAAGAGCUACAACACCAAGCUGGGUUUCAAACGACACCUUGCCCUCCAUGCUGCCAACAGCGGAGACCUUACCUGCCAAGUGUGCCUGCAGCCAUUCCCCAGCACUGGGGUUCUCCUGGAACACCUCAAAACACAUGCUGGCAAGUCCUCUGGCGGGACCAAAGAGAAAAAACAUCGUUGUGAACAUUGCGAACGGCGAUUUUACACCCGUAAAGAUGUGCGACGUCACAUGGUAGUGCACACCGGACGCAAAGACUUCCUUUGUCAGUACUGUGCCCAGCGCUUUGGAAGGAAGGACCAUCUAACACGUCACAUGAAAAAGAGCCAUGCUCGGGAGCUGCUGAGGGUGAAAACUGAGCCAGGUGAUUUGCUGGAGCCUGUUGUUUACGACUUGGCAUCUGGGAGUGUAAAGGGUGAGCUCCCCGGAAUGCUGUCGCCAAGACCACACCAGCUCAACAUGUACACAGGCCCCAUCCUGGACAGAGAACCCUUCCCCAGCGCCGCACAUCCUCUUCCUUUAAAGUACCCACUGGGCUCCAACUUUACCUCAUACACCGUCUCCUCACAGGAGCGGGAGCAGAAUCUUAAGGGAGAACUGGAGACCUACCUGAUGGAGCUUCAGAGCAGCAUGCCAUCCUCGGCCUCUGAAAUCCAAGAACCCCAACUCUCCUCUUCCAAACUUGAGUUGAUGCCUCAAGUGGGUGUGCUGGAGGAAGUGAACGAGGAGGUGUCCCUGUCCAAAAUGUCCACAUCGGUAGCAGCGACCGCAGGAGACUCUCUGGCCUCAGCUUCCUCGCUAAUGGAUUUUUCACAACUUUUCAACUUCCUGCCACUCAAUGGUCCUCCAUACAAUCAAGUAGGGGGCAGUGGGGGGCAGGGUGUCACUUUUCUACCCAAUGAAGAGCCCACAUCUCUAGUCCAGCUGCCCCCUCAGGCUCCCACAGGCCCAGAGGCUGCUGAGAGUCCACUUCAAGGGCUCCCCUCCUCCUUCAUAUCCAACCUGAGUACACCCACCACACUGCCCCGCUUCCACCAAGCUUUUCAAUGACCCCAGUGUGUAAUGCAUCUGGCACAUGUCAUUCAGACAUAUACACCAUGACACACGUGUAGAGCUGCAUGCCCACAUGAGAUGCCAGUAACCCAUGUUUAGAGAUAUAGGCACUUCUCUCCAUUUAAUGUAGUAUCAGCACACACUAACCCUGCAGGAGACAUAUGAGCAGCACUGACAACAUCAUAUACACACCUCAAAACAAGGUCUAAUGACAAGCUUUUUUGUUUUUUUCUAUGCCACCACUGUUCUUUAAUGACAUAUAG
Archocentrus centrarchus (flier cichlid) is the source of this 1945-nucleotide messenger RNA. It is a transcript of the gene plag1, whose product is annotated as pleiomorphic adenoma gene 1. The transcript has 3 exons. The record is from RefSeq and is a predicted model, not a curated record. Lineage: Eukaryota; Metazoa; Chordata; Actinopteri; Cichliformes; Cichlidae. Gene Ontology annotation, biological process: regulation of gene expression. Gene Ontology annotation, cellular component: nucleus. Bases 246 to 1679 code for a protein of 477 amino acids.